Messenger RNA from Malaclemys terrapin pileata, 1884 nucleotides. It is a transcript of the gene NAPSA, whose product is annotated as napsin A aspartic peptidase. Gene Ontology annotation, biological process: proteolysis. Lineage: Eukaryota; Metazoa; Chordata; Testudines; Emydidae. Gene Ontology annotation, cellular component: lysosome. Gene Ontology annotation, molecular function: aspartic-type endopeptidase activity. The record is from RefSeq and is a predicted model, not a curated record.
CCGAGGGGCAGGAGCUCCCCCUCGAUCCCCUGGCCCAGCGCCCAGCUCCUGCCCCCAAUCAGGCCGUGGGGCUCACCCGGUGACACCCCGCCCGCGGCCCGCCUUGCUGGCAGAGCCAGGACUAAUGGGGUGCUGCACCCCAGGAGGCCUGGGCCAAUCAGACGCUGCACCCCAGGAGGGCUGGGCCAAUCAGACGCUGCACCCCAGGUGACCCGGCCAGGGAGAGGAGGCGGGGCCGGCGGGGGCUGAGCGGCUCACUGGCCCGGGGACAGACGGGCUGACAGCCGCCGCCGCACCAGACACCAUGGGGGCCCCGGGCUGGGCCGCCCUCCUGCUGCUGGCGCUCGGCACCCAGGCGCUGAUCCGAAUUCCCCUGCGGAAGUUCCCUUCGGUCCGGAGCCGGUUCGGUGGGACGGGGCUCCCCAUCGCCGACCUGGGGGCUGGUGGAGGGCCCGGCAGGGGGCCCCACAGCCGCUCAGCUGCCCCACAGCGUCUGCACAAUUACAUGGACACCCAGUACUAUGGGGAGAUCGGGGUCGGGACGCCCCCGCAGCGCUUCACCGUCGUCUUCGACACGGGCUCGUCCGACCUGUGGGUGCCUUCGGCUCGCUGCUGCCUCCUGCACCUGGCGUGCUGGGUGCACACUCACUACUACUCGCUCUUCUCCUGCACCCACAAACGGAACCACACCAAGUUCUCCAUCCGCUAUGGGAGCGGCAGCCUGAAGGGCUUCCUGAGCCAGGACACGAUCACCGUGUCCAACCUGACGGUGGAGAACCAGACGUUCGCCGAGGCCGUGGACCUGCCAGGGCUGGUGUUUGCGGUAACCAAGUUCGACGGGAUCCUGGGGAUGGGGUACCCCGUCCUCUCGGUGCGUGGGGUCACCCCAGUCUUCGACAGCAUGAUGGCGCAGGGGCUGCUGGACCAGAACAUCUUCUCCUUCCACCUCCGCAGGGGCUCGGCGGAGGACGGGGGCGAGCUGCUGCUGGGGGGCAUGGAUCCGGGGCUGUACGAGGGGGAGCUGCAUUACGUGCCCGUGUCCCGCAAGGCCUACUGGCAGAUCAAGGUGGACAAGAUCCGGGUGAAGAAGUCCCGGGGGCGGCACGGGCGCAAGGGGCCGGCUCUCUGCCGGGGGGGCUGCCAGGCCAUUGUGGACACGGGCACCUCCCUCAUCACUGGGCCCAUCAAGGAGAUCAAGCGGCUGCACAAAGCCCUGGGGCCCUUCCACGCCCACGGGGGGCAGUACCUGCUGGAUUGCGACCAGCUCCCAGGCCUGCCCGAGGUCUCCUUCGUGCUGGGCGGGAAGCCCUUCAACCUGACGGGGGAGCAGUACAUGCUGAAGGUGACACAGCUGGGCAUCACCAUCUGCAUCAGCGGGUUCAUGGCCCUGGACGUGGCCCCCCCCGCCGGCCCCCUCUGGAUCUUCGGGGACGUCUUCCUGGGCCAGUACUACACGGUGUUCGACCGGGACCGGGACCGCGUGGGGCUGGCGCGGGCCAAGUCGCCCCCUCCCCCGGCACCGCGAGAGACGCCCCCACCCAGCACCACGGGGAGCCCCAAAACCCACCCCCCAGCCCUGAACCCCCAGCCCACAACACACACCGGGGCCUCAGGACGCCUGGGUUCCACCGGCAGCUCCGGGAGGGGAGGGGGGGUCUAGUGGUUAGAGCGCGGGGGGGGGGCGCGGGGCUGGUGUCACGAAGUUGCAGGGAGUCAGGGCCCUGCACCCCCCACUUCCUGAGAUUCACCAGGACUCUCAGAAGCUUUAUUAGACGACAGGAACAGGGUACGGAAAACAGGACCCCUCAGCCAGGUCCCUCUUGGGGGGUGGGGAGCCCAGACCCCGGUUCUUGGCCUCCCCCACCCAGCCAGCCCCAAACUGAA